This is a messenger RNA of Cheilinus undulatus (humphead wrasse), 3507 nucleotides long. It is a transcript of the gene tgs1, whose product is annotated as trimethylguanosine synthase 1. The record is from RefSeq and is a predicted model, not a curated record. Gene Ontology annotation, biological process: 7-methylguanosine RNA capping; 7-methylguanosine cap hypermethylation. Gene Ontology annotation, molecular function: RNA cap trimethylguanosine synthase activity. The transcript has 15 exons. Gene Ontology annotation, cellular component: nucleus. NCBI's taxonomy places the organism in Eukaryota, Metazoa, Chordata, Actinopteri, Labriformes, Labridae. The coding region runs from base 113 to 2545 and encodes 810 amino acids.
UUGGAGUUUGUGAGCGGAGUGUGAUUUUGGAGCGAACCUCUACCCAUGCUGUUUUAAAGCAGACCUGCUCUAUCUCCCAGUGAGUGCUGGUACCAGGACGGAGAGCUGAUCGAUGAUGAUGCUGGAGAGGAGCAGAGUGACCAUGGUGGCUGACAUCUUCUUCAGCAGGAGACACUCUGAGACAGAGGACACCAUUCACUGUCGCUGCUCCAGAGCCUUCGUACAGGAUCGGGAGCUGUAUAGAUCCGAUAAUAGGUUACUCUGCACAGACCAGGCUGACUCUACAGUUGGAGAAACAGACGAUGAAGAGGAGGAGGAGGAGGAGCAGGGGUUGGAUGAAGAGGCCCUGUUAAUGGUCAGCAUGGGUCUGCCCCUGGCAUUUGCCAGCUCCUCCAAUCAGAGAACAGAGGGAAGAAAAUCAAACAGAAAGCCUGCUGCAUGCUGGGAAGAACCAUGUGAGGAGGAGGAAACUGAACAAGAUCUACAGAAAGAAGACACAACUGAUCAGAAGGAAGAAAGUGAUCUGCUUGAGCAAGGAACAGGAGGGAGCCAAGAUGCCGGCUGGGACGCCUACUGGGCUCAACAAGGUGAAACUUUACUCUGGAACAGCUGGCUGGAGAAGCAUCCAGAACCUGAUCCUGUGUCUGCAGGAGAUCCUGGAACAGCAGCUGCUCCCUGGGACGACCCAGACACACAAGCUGCAUGGGACAGUCAUGCAGCAGAGACGUACUACUACUACUGGGAGCAGUACUCAUUCUGGGCAGCACAGGGCUGGACUACUGAUCUAACAAGCUGCACAGGCAACACGGAUGAAGAGGAAUCAGCUGGGGGGACCAGUUGCAGCACAGAGACAUGCACAAAGGAGUGGACAGAUGGACUGAGCGCAGCCGAAGGCCUACAAAGACAAGAGGGAACAGGCGCCAAGGAUAUUGACAAAUUAAAUGAUUUGCUUGAGCAGAACUGCACGUUAAAAGCUGAUGGGACUGACUCAACAGGCAAACAGCAUGUGUCUGUAGCGGAUAGGAAUGUAAUCGGUGGCUCUGGUGAGCCCUCUGAUGGCGGGAACGACCGCAAGAGACCUGCUAGCACCUCACAGAAAAGCGCAGCUGAACAGAAAGAUUCCCAGCAGCAGAUUUCCCACCGCUCUGACAGAGCGCACGACUCAGAGAAUAAGUCAGGAGAAGAAGAAGGUGACGGUGAUGACAAACAUCCAAGGAGAGGACAUGCUAAAGUCAAACGCAGUCAUGAGCUGGAUGUGGAGGAAACCCCAAAUCUGACACCAGAAGAGGCUUGGAGCAAACUGGGUCUCAAACACAACUCUAACCCUCAGUUUUACAGUGUACUAAAAUUUAAAGGCAGAGAUGAUCAGAAGAGUCAGAGGAAGUGGCAGAAGAAGAGAGCAGUCUGCAGCGUCAACAAACACAUCAGAUUCUCUGAGACGGAUAGCAGCAACACAGCGCCCCAGAUGAGCACCACUCUCUGCAAGGUCAAAGACUUUCUUCAAAAGAACCAAUAUGCCCAAGGUGAGACUGGAGGAGUAAAGGAACUAAAACCUGAAGAUAAUCCCUCAUUUCUUUGUGAAGCGGCGGCACAGGAGGAGAAGAGAGGGAGAGAGGAGGAGAAGACUCCUAAGGGAAGAAUAGAGGAAGGGAUUGAAGGAGAGAGUUCUUGUACUUCCACUCCUCCUCCAUCCUCCUUUCACUCUUCAAUCUGGACUAUGGAGCAGGAGGAGGGGGAAGAAGAAAAACAACCUGGGAGACAAUUAGUAUGUUUAGAAACUCCUGAUUUUCUCCUGCUUGAUGCACCUGAUGACAGCAGUGAGUUAAGCAUGCAGGAAAAACAGAAACCAACAAAGAAGAAAAGAAAGCAAAGAAUGAAGCAGCAAAUCCCAGAGGAGAUGGCAGCUGAACCAGAGCUUGCCAAAUACUGGGCUCAACGCUACAGACUCUUCUCUCGCUUCGAUGAAGGGAUCAAGCUGGACCGAGAGGGCUGGUUCUCUGUGACCCCGGAGAGGAUCGCUGAGCACAUCGCCCUCAGGGUGGAGCACAGCUUCCCUGACUCCCAUCUCAUCAUAGAUGCCUUCUGUGGGGUUGGAGGAAAUGCCAUCCAGUUUGCACUCACUGGAAAGAGAGUCCUGGCUAUUGAUAUCGACCCGGUGAGAUUAGAUUUGGCACGGCACAACGCAACAGUUUACAACGUGGCCCACUUAAUCGACUUUGUGCAAGGGGACUUCCUUCAGCUGGCACCCCACCUCUGUGGCGAUGUGGUCUUUCUUUCACCACCAUGGGGAGGGCCGGACUACCUGACUGCUGAGGUGUUUGACAUCAGGACCAUGAUGGAGCCUGAUGGAUUUAAGAUUUUCCACCUGGCCAAACUGAUAUCAGACAACAUCGUCUACUUUCUGCCCCGAAAUGCUGAUAUAGACCAGAUAGCCUCUCUCGCCAGUCCUGGAGGCAAAGUGGAAGUGGAGCAGAACCUCCUGAACAACAAACUGAAGACGGUGACCGCUUACUUUGGCAGCUUGAUCAAUUCAGACACAGAGUAACUCCAGCAAAAAGGGGACUUCUGUCCUGGACCUUAUUUGAAUGGAACAAAAAUAUAUUCCUUCUUUAUUUCUCAAAUUUUAAACAUUCUAAAUGACAGCUAGAGAUCAUAUUAUGUAUUUAUUUACACAGUCAUCUUCUCUGCUUUUAUUCAUGAGGAUUUUGUUGUUUCUAAAUGAAUAUAUUUUAUAAAUUAGUCUAAUGAUCACAGAACAGUUUCUGAUGCCACUGGAAGUCUGAGUUACUGCUGUUGGUUUUAUAAAUCCCUCACAUUUAGUGAAAACUUGAGAAAGACUGUUGGUAUGAGACUUUUACAAUAUUUUUUUCUAUUGUGUUUCAAUUGUACAUAGGAGUUAAUAAAGAGUUUUCAUAAAGCUGUUUGUCAUCUUCAUUGUUUAUAAUAAGACUCAUUCUGAUUACACUGAAGUUUCAGACCUGGUUCAGGUUUCACUACUGCACCGCAGUUAAAGAUUAUGUCAACUGAUCAAACAGUUUAAUAAUGGAGUACAUACUGUACGAUAAUUAGUAGCUGAUUUUCUGAAUCGAUUACAUUAGUUUUAAAUAUCAGUCAAACAAAAUGAAAAGAAAUCUCAAUGUAAAAUCGAUGUAGAGCAGUGAUUUAGCAGUCAGUGUUGAUGGAUUGAAUUUCUAACAACUAAUUUAAGUAUGUAAAGUCCCUCUAAUGGUAUAAAGGUCAAUGAUACAGACUUCUAUCAGUUGAAGCCAUUUUCUAAGGCUUUGGGACUCCAUUGAACCACAGUGAGAGCCAUUGUCCACAAAUGGAGAAAAAUGAACAGUGGUGCACCUUCCUAGGAGUGUCCUGCCUACCAAAAUAACUACAAGAGUGCAUCAACAACUCAUCCAGGAGGUAAAAAAGAACCCAGAACAUCUAAAGACCUGCAGGCCUCACUUAACUUAGUUAAGGUCAGAGUUCAUGAAUCAACAAUAAGAAAGACUCUGGGCA